UUGCCAUCCCUGAUCGCGCAGAGCAUGCUAAGCUACGUUGGGGGAGGGGGGUCACUCAGCGAGUAUCUUCCUAGUCCUGAAUACAAGAAGACCGUCUUGGAGCUCGAUAAACCGGCGAGAGAAUGUGUUGUGGCUUGCUGAUAGUCUUAAGUCUCACCAUGCAGCAAGCAAACAUCCUCACUCCCUUCUUUCCUCAAUGCAUGUCGGAGUACGAGCUUGACCAGGUCAUCCAAGCUGACUACCCCCGCUGGCUAACCACCCCUUUGAAUGAGCAGACAGACUUCGCUACCACAAUCUCCUCGGUGGUUAUAACUCCACGAUCGAUCGCGAAUUAG
Aspergillus saccharolyticus JOP 1030-1 is the source of this 335-nucleotide messenger RNA. RefSeq lists its product as uncharacterized. The transcript is spliced from 2 exons. The record is from RefSeq and is a predicted model, not a curated record. Lineage: Eukaryota; Fungi; Ascomycota; Eurotiomycetes; Eurotiales; Aspergillaceae. The coding region runs from base 123 to 335 and encodes 70 amino acids.